AUGUCCCCCGCAUGGGCUGCUUCCCCCUCUUCCGCCUCAGCUUUCCCCCAGGCGGGGGUAUACCCUCCGCUAAGACCGUUCUUCGCGCCCAUCAGCCCCGCAACCGCCGGAACCGCAGCCUCUUCCGCAACUUCCGCCGCAGGUGGCGCCGCAGCAACUGGCGCAAGCGGCGGCGGAGCGGGAAUUGCGGGGCAAGGCGCAGGGGGGCAGACCACGGGUGGGGAAGGCUUACGGGGGUUUUCCGCCGGUACUGGAUGGACGGGGGCGGGGGGAAUCGUUCCUAGGGGCAUGCCAGGCGGGUUGGCGCAAGGAACGGCUGGGAUCGGGGGAAUGGCGCAAGGGACCUCGGGGAUUGGCGGAAUGGCGCAGGGAACGGGGGGAAUGAGGGGAAUGACGCAGGGACCCGCGGGGAUGGGCGGAAUGAGCGGUGGGGGGAUGGCUGGUUCCGCGCUGGUGCUUCCCGGGACUGUACGCGCUACAGCAAGCAGCCUGGCUUCUGCUGUUAGCGGUGCAGCUUCUAUCCAACCUAUUACCCCACUUGCCAAGGCAGGAAGGAUAGCAGGGACCAUGGGAGCACGAGCAGCAGUAAGGGGAGCAGUGGGAGCAGGAGGAGGAGCAGUUGCAAGGGGUGCUGGCUCAGCCAAUGCUUCUGCUGCUGCUGCUGGUGCUGGUGCUGGUGCUGGUGCUGGUGCUGCUGUUGCUGUCUCCAAAACACCCGCACCUACUGCUACUAGUGCCGCAACUGCUGCUGCUGCAGGUGCUGUAGCAGCAGCCGCUGGUGCUGCCGUUUCUGCUGCUACAAGCACAGCGGCAGCGGCAGCUACAGCAAGCACUGGCGCACUUGGGGGAGGUGUAUCAGUAGCAGGUGUCGCUGCUUCGUCGGCUGCUGUUAAACCCACUGGUGCUACGGCCGGGGCUGCUGGUCCGGCCGGGCCUGCUGGAACGGCUGGUGCUGGUAGGAUCAUCAUGGGCGGUGUUGGGCAGGGCGGUAUGGGGCAGGGUGGCAUGGGGGGGCAGGGCGGGGGCGGUGGGCAGGGCGGGAUGGGGCAGGGCGGAGUGGGGCAGGGCGCGGGCGGUGUGGGGCAAGGCGGAGUGGGGCAGGGCGGAGUGGGGCAGGCGGGAUGGGUGCUGGCGCAGCAGGCUGCUGCCUCUGGCGGGAGGAUGAUGGCCUCCGCGCAAGGGGGAGCGCCAGCGGCGCAGGGGGGAGUACAAGGGGCGCAAGGGGGAGUACACGGGGCGCAGGGGGCGCAGGGGGGCGUGCAAGGGGCGCGGGGGGGCGUGCAAGCGGGAGUGCAGGGGGCGCAGGGGGGUGCUGCUGCUGCUGCUGGCCUGAUUUCCUCGAAAGCUACAUUGAGGCAGCAGCAGGCUGAAGCCGUGCUGCUCAAGGGUCCUGCGGCUGCGGCUGCGGCUGCUGCUGCUUCUGCGGCUGCUGAUGCUGCUGCUGUGGCGAUCCUAGCAGGUGGCAGGCUAGGGGAGGUCCGAAAGGGGUCUGCGGCAAAGGGAGGAGCAGCAGCAGCUGCAGUAGCAGCAGGAGCAGCAGGAGCAGCAGGAGCUGCAGGAGCAGCAGGAGCAGCAGGAGCAGCAGGAGCAGCAGGAGCAGGGCCAGCAGCGGUAGCAGCAGCAGUAGCUCCUUUGAAAUGUUCAGCCUCAACCCAGCCUGCUUCUGCUGCUGCUGCAGGCGCAGCAGCAGGUUCGGCAAGAGGCCCGGGCGGAGGCGCGGCAGGAGGUCCCGCCCGAGCUGCGGCUGUGGCCAAGCCGCCAACGCCCCCACCGCCCCCCUCUCCUGCAGCCAUUGCUGGCGCGGUAGUGGCUGCUGCUGGGGAGGCGCUAGGGUUUAGAGCCCUUAUUCAAGCUGCAAUAGCUGAAGGUGUUGCAGGGGGGAUGGGGGAUGCUGCUGGGGAGGGCGCAGCAGCAGGGGGGGUUGCUGCUGGGGGUGCUUCAGGGGGGUUUGGAGGGAGUUCUGGAGCAGGGUCGGCUGGGGUGGGUGGUGGGAGAGAGGUGGGAGGUUUUGGGGAUCUGAUUCGUGCUGCAGUGGAAGGUAAGGAAGGCAGGCCGGGGAGGGUUGGAGGAACAGCAGCUGAGGAGAUAGUUGUGGGUUCUGCUGUAGAGGAGGUGGAUGGAAUGGGAGGAGGAGGGACAGGAGAAGACCAGGGAGGAGAUGGAGGAGGAGGAGGAAUUGGAGAGAUGGGAGGGGCAGCAGGAGGAGGAGCAGCGGGAGAAGCAGGAGGGACAGGGGUGCGUGCGGCUUAUGAGUCGAGUCAGAAAGCGAGGGUGGCCGAGGCGAUAGCGCGAAUGAGCCAGCAGGAGGUUCGGGCGGCGCUGCGGCAGGUGCGGUUCGGCACGAACCUGCAGGGGCUGGUUCGGGAGGAGGUGGGGCGGAUGGUGCGGGCGAACAGGGAGGCUCGGCUGAGGGAGAUUGCUCGACUGUUGGGGGAGGAUAAUACCCCCUCGGCUGCUGAUUUAGGUCCCCUCCCUGCUGCUUCGGGUGCUGUAUUUCUCACUUCGAGUGAUUCAACUCCUCCCCUUGCUGCUGCACCGAGUGUCAUGCCUGACAAAGACCUGCCCCCGCUGCUGCUACUGACAGGAGGGGAGGAUGAGCGGGAGGAGCGAGGGGAGGAGGUUGGAGGGGACAGCGUGGAGAAAGAGGGAGGGAAUGACGGUGGUGCCGCUGGUGCUGGUGAUGCAUCGUCUGGGGUGGUGCUGACGCCCAGGGAUCGUCUCAAGCUUCGGAUUCAUCAGAAGAUGCUGCGACUUGCCGACUUUCAGGCCAAGGUGAGGAGAGAAUUAGUUGCAGAGGAGCAAGAGAUUCAAGCCAUGCCCGACCGCCCCUACCGCUCCUUCCUGCGCUGGGCCCACCGGCAACGGGCCGAAAUCGCCAAGUCGCACGCCGUGACGCGCCGCGCCGCCCGCGACCGGCUGCUCAAGGCCGUCUUCGCCGCCCGGCGGCAGAUCCUCGCCGACCGCCAGUUGGCGGCGCGCGACGGGCGGGCGGCGCGGAACCGGCACGUAGUGAGGUUCCACGAGCAGGCGGCGCGGGAGGCGGCGAGGCGGCGAGAGGAGGAGCGGCAGAAGCGGGUGGAGAUGUUACUUAAGAGUAACGACAUGGAGGCUUAUCGGGCUAUGCUGGAGGAGGAAAAGGAGAAGGCCGGGGUUGGGAAGGGUGCGAAGGAGAGGUUUGAAAUGCUGAGCUCGUUUUUGAGCCAGACGGAGGAGUAUUUGCGGAAGCUGGGGGGGAAGAUCUGUGCGGCUAAGAGCGUUCAAGAGGUGGAAGAGGCUGCUGUUGCUGCUGCUGCCGAAGCCAGGGAGAAGGGUAUGAGCGAGGAGGAGGUGGAGGCGUACGUGCAACGAGUGGUGGCCAGCCUGUCUCGUAACGACGGUCCCGAGGGAGAGGAGGUUGGAGGAGAGACAGGCGCGGCUGCUGUGUCCAAGUACUACAAGCUGGCUCACUCUGUCUCUGAGACCAUCACCCACCAACCUUCGAUGCUGCGCAUGGGCACCCUGAGGGAGUACCAGAUGGUGGGGCUGCAGUGGAUGGUAUCGCUCUACAACAAUCGGCUCAACGGCAUUCUGGCAGACGAAAUGGGCCUGGGGAAGACAGUGCAGGUCAUGGCUCUGCUCGCCUACCUCAUGGAGCACAAGAGCAACUACGGCCCGCACCUCAUCAUCGUGCCCAACGCCGUGCUGGUGAAUUGGAAAUCGGAGCUGCAUGCGUGGCUGCCCUCCGUUUCCGCUGUCUUCUAUGUGGGAGGCAAGGAGCAGCGCGCCAAGCUCUACACCAAGUCGCCCACCUGCCGUUACUGCAAGAAAACUGGUCACACCAUCGAUGAAUGCUUCAAAUUGAAGAAGAAGAAAGAGCUUGAAGAAAGCUCUAAACGGGAGAAAUCCGUCUUCCAACCCUCGGUGCAUGUAUCCACCAGCUCCUCUGCUGAAGCUAUUCCGACCCCCACACCACCUCCUGCCCCAUCAACCCCUCAGUCCGUACCUGAUUCCCGGUACGUGGACAUUGCUGUCAGCACCAGCCACCACCCCAUCUUCUCCACAUGGACUCCUCUCGUCGCUGCUGUCUUCAUUCUCACCAUCCUCCUUCUCCUCCUCCUCUUCCCUUAUGGGGCUCCCUACGCAUCGGCAUUCACGGCCUCGUCAUUCAAUAUGGAGCGGACUUCGUCGUGGCUGGUGGACAGCGGCGCAUCCUCCCAUAUCUGCUCGGAUCGUUCGCUGUUUUCGUCUCUCAAGAAGCCCAACGAAGAGAUCCUUGUUCGUUUUGGUGGAGGAGAGACUUACAAGGUCUUGGGAGUCGGCACGGUGGUGGCUACUCUUCGGUCACCAACAUCGGAAACCACCAUUCAGCUUGACAACGUUCUAUUUCUCCCUUCAUCAGUUCACAACCUGCUCUCUGUUCGUGCGCUUGGUGCUGCCGGCGUUGCCGUCUCGUUCCCCGCUGCUGGGCGCGUUGUUCUCACAUCUGAUGACGUUCCUAUUGGCGAGGGCUACACCCGCAACAAUCUGUUUUAUCUUCAACUGCAUCAUGGGAGCAGUGCUGCUCCUUCUAUCAAGCCAACUGCAUGUCCAGCCUCCACCACCACCUCCUCGUACCUCUGGCAUCGUCGUUUCGGGCAUCUCAACAUGCAGGCCUUGUCAACACUUCAUCGGCAACAGCUGGUCACCGGUCUUCACCUCUCCUCCACCUCGAUUCCCCCCUGCAUCUCGUGCUAUCGUGGGAAACAAACACGUCAGCCAUUUGGCGUGUCCCAUUCUCGCACCACAGCCCCACUCCAACUCAUUCACUCAGAUAUUGCUGGACCGCUUUCAUAUGGAACUACCAUUGGCGGCGCUCGCUACCUUCUCACCUUCAUCGACGACUACUCCCGCCACAUUACAGUGUAUCUCCUACGCCACCGGUCGGAGGCACUUUCAUGCUUCAAGGCUUACGUCACUCGGGCGGAGCUGCACGCCUGGUUGCCCUCCCUUUCGGCUGUGUUCUAUGUGGGAGGGAAGGAGCAGCGCGCCAAGUUCUAUACCAAGGAGGUAGCCCCAAUGAAGUUCAACGUGCAGGUGACCACAUUCGAGUUCAUUAUACAGGACAGGGUGCGCCUCUCAAGUGGCCGUUUAAGCUGCCUCAACGCCCGUGUUCCCCUCUUUUGCCGCUCUGUCCCCCUUGUCCCUCACACCCAGGAGGUAGCCCCAAUGAAGUUCAACGUGCUGGAGGUAGCCCCGAUGAAGUUCAAUGUGCUGGUGACCACACUCGAGUUCAUCAUGCGGGACAGGGCGCUCCUCUCCCGAGAGGUAGCCCCGAUGAAGUUCAAUGUGCUGGUAACCACAUUCGAGUUCAUCAUGCGGGAUCGGGCGCGCCUCUCCAAAGUGGACUGGCGCUACCUGGUGAUUGACGAGGCCCACCGCAUGAAGGACCGGGACUCGCGGCUGUCACGAGAUCUGGACCGGUUCAGAGUGCAGAGGAGGCUGCUACUCACCGGCACACCUCUGCAGAACGACCUUUGGGAAUUGUGGUCUCUCCUCAACCUUCUCCUCCCAUACGUGUUCGAUUCAAGCAAAAAAGACCUGCGGGAAUUGUGGUCGUUUCUCAAUCUGCUCCUUCCAGAUGUCUUUGACUCCAGCAAGAACGACUUGAGGGAAUUGUGGUCUCUCCUCAAUCUCCUCCUUCCAGACGUGUUUGACUCGAGUAAGGUUUUCAACGACUGGUUCGCUUCCCCUUUCCAAAAGGACACCAAAGGAGGAGGGGGGGGGGGAGGGGGAGGCGGAGCAGGAGGAGCAGGGGGAGCAGGGGGGGCGGCAGCUGAUGAGAUGGAAUGGCUGGAGACUGAAAAGAAAGUGAUUGUGAUACAUCGUCUACACCAGAUUCUCGAACCAUUCAUGCUGCGCCGCAUGGUGCAAGAUGUAGAGGGUAACCUACCGAAAAAGACCUCUGUGGUGCUCCGCUGCCCGCUCUCCGCCUGCCAAGCCGCAAUCUACGACUGGGUCCGAGCCACGGGCACGCUUCGGACCGACCCUGAGCAGGAGGCUCGGCGGGUGGCUGCGGGGAAGAGCAGCGGGAGUACGGUUCAGAGGUAUGUGAGGGAGUUUGUGCCGGUGCAGAACAAGUGUAUGGAGCUGAGAAAGGUGGUUAAUCACCCGUUUCUGACCUACUCCUCGUAUGACCUCACUCUUCCUGCCCCUCCUGCUGCUGGUUCUGGUGGCUCUGCUGGUGCUGCUGCUGCUGCUGCUGGUGCUGCUGGUGCGAGUCCUUACGGUGCUUCAGAUGCUGGUUACCCUACCGGUCCCUCUUUCUACAGCCCGGAUGUGAUUGUUCGCACGUGCGGCAAGUUUUAUAUCUUAGACCGAGUUCUGCUUAAACUGCAUCGCACAGGGCACAGGGUGUUACUAUUUUCCACCAUGACUAAGCUUCUAGACCUUCUGGAAGACUAUCUACGGUGGAGGAAGCUUGGCUACUGCCGGAUCGACGGAUCUACACCGUUGGAUGCUCGGGAGGCUGCGAUUGGCGAGUUUAACAAGCCUGGGUCGGAGCAUUUUGUCUUUUUGCUGAGUAUCCGGGCGGCGGGGCGGGGGCUGAAUCUGCAGAGUGCGGAUACGGUUGUGAUAUAUGAUCCUGAUCCGAAUCCUAAGAAUGAGGAGCAAGCUGUAGCACGGGCACAUAGGAUUGGACAGAAGAGAGAGGUGCUGGUGAUGUAUCUCGAGGCAGUUACAGAGGUUACUGCAGCGCACUGUAAAGAGGAUGAGAUUGAGAGUAGAGGAGGGGGAGCGGGGGAGGGGGAUGGGGAGGGAGGUGUGGGGGGGAGGAGAGAGGGGAGGUGGAGGAAGAGGAAGAGGGAGGAUGGGUUGGUGCAAUCACCAACGUCUCAGUCAACUGGAGCAGGGAGGGGAAGAGGAAGGGGGGGAAGGGGAAGAGGAAGGGGAGGGGGAAGAGGAGAAGGAAGGGGAGGAGGAAGGGAAGGAGGAGGGCGAGGAGGAGAAAAAGGGGGUGGGGGUGGAUCACGGUACAUAGGAUCUAUAGAGACGCUAGUUCGCACCAAGAUACAGCAGCACAAGAUUGAAAUGGCAGAUGAAGUGAUCAACGCAGGCCGGUUCGACCAACGCACGACACAGGAGGAGCGGCGGAUGACUUUAGAAGCUCUGCUGAAGGAUGUAGAGCGGUACCAAGAGGCGGUUCCGGAUGUACCCUCCAUGCGCGAGGUAAACCGGAUGAUUGCCCGAGGGGACGACGAGCUGGCGCUCUUUGAUAGGAUGGAUGAGGAGGAGGAAUGGCCGGGAUUGGUUGAGGAGGCUUGGGAGGUGGUUCCUUGGCUGAGGGCUAAUUCGAAGCAGGUGGCGGCUGCUGCUGCUACGACUGCCAAGCCUGCGCUUCGGAAACGGAGGAAGGCGUCAGGUUCGGAAGAGGGAGGGGCGGAAGGAGGUUCGGCCGAGCCUGUGGAGGUGGAGGGGUGGAAGGAGGGGGAGCAAGUGGGAGGGGAGGAAGAGGAAGAGGAAGAGGAGGAAGGGGAGUUCAAGAGCGGAGGGAGAGGGGGUAGAGGUGUUGACAGGGGGGAGGGAGGGGAGGUGGAGGAGGAGGGAAUGAUUGUGGGGGAUGAGGAAUUUGAUGGGGGGAUUGAUGGGGAAGAGGAGGGAGGGGGUGAGGAAAAGGACAAGGGAGGAGCAGAGGCAAUGGGGGAUAAGAUUUUGUUGGGGAAGGAAGAUGAAGAGGAGGGUGAGGAGGUUUUUGAGAAUUCUCAAGAACAAGAGGUGGUAGAAGGAUGGGAGCGUGUGGAAGGAAAAGAGGGAGUAGCAGCAGAAGAGGAGGAAGAGGAGGAGGGAGAAGGAGCGGAUGUUCGUUGGGUGAGAGAGAGUGGUGGGGGGGAGGUGGGGGGUGAAGGGGAGGAGGCGGAUGAAGGGGAGGAGGAAGGAGUUGAGAAACAGGGUAAGAGGAGGGUAAAAGGGGUGGUAGAGGAGGAGGUAGUUUUGGAAGAGGAUGAGGAGGAAGAGGAGGAGGAAGGGAUAUGGGUGGAGGGUGAUAGUGAGAGGCUUGGGAAAGAUGGUGGGGAGUUUGCGGGAGUAGGAGUGGGUGUGAAGGAGGGGAGGAAGGGGAGGGGGGGGAGAAGAGGAGGGUACGGAGGGAAAGAGUUGCGGAAGAGGGGAUAUAGAAAGAGGGUGAAAGAUAAAGAGAUGAUGGAAGAUGAAGAAAGGGUGGAGGAAGGGGAGAUGAUGGGAGAUGGGGUGGGAGGUGCAGGGCUUAGGAAAGAUGCAAAGCUGAGGAAUGAUGUAGAGGACUUAACUGGUGAGGGAAAGCGAGGGGGAAAGGAACGCCGCAGGUUUAAGCUUUCCAAGGGAAGUGACGGCAGGCUGAAGCUCUUAAAGGGACUCCGUGAGGAGCUCAAUAGAGGGGAUGAGAGGGAGGAGAGAGGUGGAGUGGGGGAGGAGGGGAGGGAAGGAUGGGCGGGGAUGGGAGGGGUUGGUGCUGGAAGGAAAGAGGUAAGGGCUGAGGAGAAGGGUAAGAAGGAGAAGGGUGAAGAGGAGAGAGGUGAGCAGGGGAGGGGAGAGCAGGAGAGAGGAGGGCAGGCGAAGGAGAAGGAGCAGAAGAACCAGCACCGGCACCACCACCACCACCAUCGGCGCAAGCACAGUAGCGGUCACGGCAAGACGAGUGGGUUUGAGUGGCAGGAGGGAGAGCAGGAGGGGAUUGUGGGUGGAGGAGAGAUUAGGAGUAAUGGGAGGGAGAGGAAGGAAAGGAUGGGUGAGGAGGAGGAGAGGAAAGAGAGGAAAGAAAGGGAGGAGGGGAAGGAAGGGAAGGAGGGGAAGGAUGGGAAGGAGAGGUGGAGGGGUGAGGGGCGAGAGGAGAAGAUUAAGCGGGAAGCAGAGCGCGGGAGGGGAGUGGAGAUAGUACAGGAGGGAGAGAAGGAUGCAAAGGAGCAAGUAAAGGAAGGCAGAGAAGCUGUGAGGAAGGAGGGGAUGGUGCCUGGGAAGGAGGGGGCGAAGGCGAAGCGGAAAGAGAAAGCGGAGAGGAAGAGAAGGGGUGAUAAAGGGGUGGAGGUUGAGGGAGGGGGCGAGGGGGAAACGCCUGGGGAGAUUCGUAUGCUGGGUGGGAGGGAAGGGGAGGCAGAGAAGGGAGGGAAGGGAGGGAAUAAGGGAGUGAUGGGAGGGGAAGACGGAGGGGAGGAGGGAGGGGAGGAGGGAACAGCUAGGGCGGGAAUACAGGUAGAGCCGUUUCGGGUUCCGCGAGUUGUUGCUUCUAAACGCGAGCUGCAGAUCGAGAGCAAGUAUAAUAACGAGUCCAAGGGCGAGGCUUAUAGCGAGUCGGCUCUUAAAGAGUCGCGUGCUGUUCUCCCAAGUCCCAGGGUGAGCAAGAAGAGGAGUGUAGCGAGUCUAGUGACAGGAGAGGAGAAGGAGAGGGGGCAAGUGAGGAGAGAGGAAAGGAAGCGAGAAGAGGGUGAGGAUGAUAAGGAGGAGGAGGAGAAGAGAGGGAAAGAGAGCUGGUUGGUUCAGGAGCGUGUGAGGGAUGAGCAGAGGAAGGAGGGGAAGGUGGUUGAGGAGAAGAUGGGAAGAGGAAGAGAAGCGAAGGAAGAGGUUCUUGUGGGGGAAGGGGAUUGGAGGGGGAGGAGGGGCCUUGAGGUGGAUAAGGAAAUGAGUGGUCCUGUUGCUGAUGCUAGUGGUGCUGGUGCUGGUGCUGGUGCUGGUGCUGGUGCUGGUGCUGGUGCUGGUGCUGGUGCUGGUGCUGGUGCUGGUGCUGGUGUUGAUGCUGCUGGUGCUGCUGUUGCUGGUACAGGGAGGAAGCGAGGAAGGAAGAGGAAACUGGGUUUGGUGGCACAAGAAGAUGCAAAGGGAGGCGCGGGAGGGGCAGAAGGGGUUGGAGGACUGGGAGGGGUGAGACGGGUGGGAAAAGAGGACAUAGAGGGAGAAAGGGAAGUGGAGGGAGUGGUGGGGAAGGCUGGGACGGAAGGCUUGCCAAAGUUGGCUGUAGGAGAGGAGGGAAGAGGAGGAUAUACUGUAAGGGAGAGGGGUGGAGGAGAGGGAGGAGAAGGAGUAGGAGAGGGAGAAGGAGAGAUACGAGGAGAGAUUGUGAGAGAGGGGGAAAGGGAGAGAGAGGAAGAGGGGGUAGGUGGAGCAGACGGGGAGGGUGGGGAACUGAAGAGACGGAGGAGGAUUUUGCUGCCCGGGAGGGGUGGAGGGCGCAGGAAGAAGGAUAGGCAUGAUGCUUUGGUAAGUGCUGGUUGGGGUGUGCGGAGGAGCAGGAGCCUCUCAGGCCACCAGCAGAGUGCUGCUGGUAUGAAGAAUUUGGAGAGGAAGAGGGAGAGGAAGGGGGAGAGGGAGAGGGAGGAGAGGGGGAAGGAGGAAAGGGAGAGAACAGUGGCAGGGAGAGCAGGAGGUGUUGAGAGGGGAGGUUUUACUGAAGCAGAGAUGCUGAAAGGAGGGAAGAGGAGAGGGGAGAAAUUGCUUCUGCCUGUGAUGGCAUGGGAAGGGGAAAGCGGAGUGGAGGAGAGAGCGGAAGAGAGCGCAGAGAAGGGAGAGGAGAAGAGAGAGGAGAAGAGGGAGAAGCAGCAGCAACAGGUGAGGGAGAAGCAGCAGCAACAGGUGAGGGAGAAAGCAGAGGAAGCAGAGGCAGGAGGAACUUUUGUGAAAGGGGCGAAACAAAGUGAAGAACCUUGCAAGAGCAGCAGUAGUGACAGCAGCAGCAUGGGCGUCGGAACUGGCAGCAAGAGGAGUGGUGAGGGUGUGGGGAUGGGUGAGGAGGGGUAUGGUGUGGAGAAGGAGGACGAGCAAAUGGGGAGAGAGAAAGGGGAUGGUGGAAGGGAGAGUGUAGGUGGCAAAUUAGAGACGGAAGAGAGGGAGAGGAGGGAGGAGAGGAAGAGGGACGAGAGGGAUGAGAGGGAGAAGAGGAAGGAGAGGGAGGAGAGGGGAGCAAGUGAGAAACAGUUGGGAGGCAGCGGAGGAGUACAAAGGUAA
Molecule: messenger RNA, 10926 nt
Organism: Closterium sp. NIES-65
Lineage: Eukaryota; Viridiplantae; Streptophyta; Zygnematophyceae; Desmidiales; Closteriaceae
Source: the annotation of a GenBank genome assembly